Molecule: messenger RNA, 804 nt
Organism: Andrographis paniculata
Lineage: Eukaryota; Viridiplantae; Streptophyta; Magnoliopsida; Lamiales; Acanthaceae
Exons: 3
Coding region: 163-708 (181 amino acids)
Source: RefSeq, a predicted model, not a curated record
UGCAGCGUACCCUAUAAAGGUUGAAAUUAAAGCUCCACUUUUCCACCGAAAAAGCGCAAAAAAUUCCCCAUGACUUCAAUUCUUCACUCCUCCAUUUGCAGUUGCAGUUGAGUUGCAGGUCAAUUAACAAUUAGAAGAAGAAGAAGAAGAAGAAGAAGAAGAAUGGAGAAAUUAGGUAUGGCGAAAAUGGGGAGCAUCAAAUCCGGAGGCUUCUGGCUCUCCAACAAGGCCAAGCACGAGCUCUCUAACAUCACUCAAGACCUCUCUACAGUCUCCAACAUUGUCGAAGAAAAAGCAAAAUGGAUAUUUAACAAGCUCAAAGGGAAGCCAUUAAAAACGUUGCCGGAGCUUCUGCAAGAUAACAAUAUUCCGAGGGGUAUUUUUCCGAAGAACAUUUUAGCUUACGAGUUUGACAGGGCCAAGUCGAGGCUAACGGUUCACUUGCCGUACGCGUGCGAGGCGAGCUUCAAUGACUCGUCGCCAUUAAGGUACGGUUCUCGUGUGAAAUGCAUUCUCCUCAGAGGAAAGAUGAUGAGCGUGGAAGGGAUGAAGAUGAAGGCAAAUGUCCUAGUUUGGACAAAUGUCACGAGCAUCGCCGUCGAGGGCGCCAAAUCGGAGAAACUUUGUUUCAUCGCUGGCGUAAAGAAGUCGAGGCCUAAGGACACUUAUACCGUGCCCCGGGAAGGUGUCCGAAUCGACAAUUUUUGAGAGUAGGUUUUGGUUGUUUUUAAGGAUGUUUUUAUGAGAAAUUGAUUCUAACAUUUUUUUUCUUCUUCGGGUGUGUUUGUUUGAAGGAUUUGUGAA